This is a messenger RNA of Osmerus eperlanus (European smelt), 2567 nucleotides long. It is a transcript of the gene dhps, whose product is annotated as deoxyhypusine synthase. Gene Ontology annotation, cellular component: cytoplasm. The record is from RefSeq and is a predicted model, not a curated record. Gene Ontology annotation, molecular function: deoxyhypusine synthase activity; DNA binding. Gene Ontology annotation, biological process: peptidyl-hypusine biosynthetic process. NCBI's taxonomy places the organism in Eukaryota, Metazoa, Chordata, Actinopteri, Osmeriformes, Osmeridae.
CGAUAUAAUCUUUAGACUUCUGGCCUGUCACAAAUGUAGCACUGACCGGGUACUGACAGUUUUUGUGUCCAAUACAAAUUUGCUCGGUCCACCAACCAAAAGUAGGCGGGACUGUUCUUUCUUUUAGCAUUGCUGGCUUAGAAAACCUACGAAAUACAAUACUAGAAAUCUAAAUUAGUAAUUUACACCUGCCCAUGUUAAACCGGUGAUUGAGCACAUCUGUUAUUUUACAAUUCAUAUGGACGCGGGAGUAAAUUGUGGGCUGUAAAGUUGUAAACUAGCUAUUGUAGAACUGGUUUUGUACCUUGCUAGUAAGUUAGCUUGGUAGUUCUUGAGUUUAGACUUUGCUACAGAUAAAAGCAUUACUUUAAACAUUGAAUCUUGAGUCAAGUAGUCGCAUAAGCACCAAAGCAAAAUAUGGCACCUGGGAGAUCCAAGAUUGUGGAACACUACAUCAUGCCUGAAGACACAGAAGGAAACUUCAAAGCUGUGUGCAGACACUGCAACCGAUCAAUAGCGUGCUCCAGGAAGGCUCUCUCCAAUCUGCACGCGCAUAUAAAGAGAGUACAUCCUGCCCUCUUUGAGUCUAUGCCCAGGGUGAAGAAAUCCAGUCCAACCCAUGCUCGCCCACUACAGAGCCCCACUCUGUUAGCUAAUGCCAUAGCAGAGAACAUUGUACCCUUAAGUCUUUUGGAGAGUCCAUCAUUCAAGAGGUUCUGUCAAACCCUGGACCCAAACCUGACAGUGCCAACUCAAGAUAAAGCCAUGGCAGACCAUGCCCCCUCUGUGGCUAUGGAGGCGGUGCUGAAGCCAAGCUCCGCCCUCCCAGAGGACAUGCCCAAGAUCCGGGGCUAUGACUUUAACCAGGGGGUGGACCACCAUGCCCUUCUGCAGUCCUACAUUACCACAGGCUUCCAGGCCAGUAACAUGGGCCAGGCCAUCCAGGAGAUCAACAAGAUGAUUGACAAGCGUCUGGAGGCAGUGAAGGAGGAAGAGGGAAGUGAAGUCUCGUCAGAGCCUGCUUCAUCUUCCCAGUCAGGCUGCACCAUCUUUCUGGGGUACACUUCCAACCUCAUCAGCUCUGGAGUGAGGGAGUCUAUACGCUACCUGGCCCAGCACAAAAUGGUGGAUGUGAUAGUGACCACAGCUGGAGGUAUAGAGGAGGACCUUAUCAAGUGCAUGGCCCCCACCUCUGGAGAGUUCAGCCUGUCAGGCAAGGAGCUGCGCCAGAGAGGAAUUAACAGAAUAGGGAACCUUCUGGUACCCAAUGAUAACUACUGUAAGUUUGAGGACUGGCUGAUGCCCAUCCUGGACCAGAUGGUGCAGGAGCAGACAACAGAGGGUACACGCUGGACGCCCUCGAAGAUGAUCCACAGGCUGGGGAAGGAGAUCAACAACCCAGAUUCUGUCUACUACUGGGUGUUUCAGAAUGACAUCCCGGUGUUCAGCCCUGCUCUGACUGACGGCUCUCUAGGAGACAUGAUCUACUUCCACUCCUACAAGAACCCUGGCCUGGUGCUGGAUAUAGUGGAAGAUAUUCGCAGGUUAAACGGCAGAGCUGUGUUUGCCAAGAGCACAGGGAUGAUCAUUCUUGGAGGAGGGUUGAUCAAGCACCAUAUUGCCAACGCUAACCUCAUGAGGAACGGAGCGGACUACGCUGUGUUUGUGAACACGGGCCAGGAGUUUGACGGUUCUGACUCAGGGGCCCGGCCUGACGAGGCAGUGUCCUGGGGGAAGAUUCGAAUGGAGGCUAAGCCCGUCAAGGUGUACGCUGAUGCCUCCAUAGUCUUCCCCCUGCUGGUAGCGGAGACGUUUGCCCUCAACGCAGACCGCCUGAUGGCCGACAGGAAAGACUGAUGGAACCUCCCCUACUUGACACGCGCAGCAUGUCUGGAGUUCUCUGAGUUGUUUUCUUCUCCUUCUCUCCAGUUUUAGUUCUAUUUAUUUCAAUAUAUUUUUUUCAUAGCAACACGUAAAGCAAGAAGUAUGUUGGACCAGAAUCCAGCCCUGCACUUCAAGCAGGGCUCCAGUACCUGGCAAAAAGUGGAAGAAAGACAUAAAGUGACACUGAAGUCAAGUUUACUGUGACACAGCGCAGUAAGUGUGCACACGCACACGCGCGCACACACACACACACACACACACACACACACACACACACACACACACACACACACACACACACACACACACACACUGUCUAUGCCCUGGGUGUAUAAGGUGUGUUUAGGAUGAGCCGAGGGUUUAGCAUGGUGUACAUUACCAAAGAUGUGCGGUGUAAUAUAAACAGUUUUGCAUGAGACAGAUCAAGCAAGUUAAUUAUUAGGCUGUUAUCUCACUUGGAUAAAGGUCAUAAUUUUUGUUUUUCUGUCUCAGUUAAAAGUUGUAUGUAUUUAACUUAAGAGAGAAACUCCUUGGUGGUGCAUGGAUCCCAUCUAUGCUUACACAGGGGUGGAAUGUGAUGAUCUUAUAACUCCGGUUUUUACAUGAUCUUUCCUCACCUGCUCUUGACCUAAAUAUGACUUAAAUAACAUGGCUGUACAUGUAAAUAAAUACAUAUACUGUGA